AUGGUGUUGGUCGCCGCCUCGACCAUGACCGAGAAGCGGCCGGCCUCUGCGGCCGCAACCAACCAGUCUUUGCCUCGCGACGAACCCCUACACACCGACGCCAAGCGCGCGCGCCGUAACGCCCGACAUCAACAAACGGAACGGCUGCGCCGCAGCCGGCUUAACCGUUCCUUCAAGGAGCUUCAUGACGUCCUCGGCCUUCCCCCAGGCACGGAACGUGCCAUCCUCUUGGAGCAUGCCGUUCGCAUUCUUCAGAUCGUGUCCAAGCACCCAAGCCUGCAGCACUUGACAUCGCCCCCGCAAGGGCCUGGCGCCGUCCUCUCCUCCCCUCCUUUGGCCUCCCCCUCUUCAUCCCCAGCCGACUUUCUGGCCACUCUCAUGGCUCAAUCCAGCACACCCGAGCUUCAUCUUGCCUCGGUGCAAAGCCAUCCCCAGAGCUCCCAGCCGGUACCUCAUUCGCAGCCCUUUGCCCACUCAUCCCCCACAUCUUUUGCGUCGCACUUGUCAUACAACGAUCAGCCACCUCUGCCCAGCAUCGACACGGUGCCGCAACAACACCACCACUGUGCGACACCACACCAAGCGUCCCACGUGUCCCAAACGCCCCAGUUGCAACAGCAGCAAGCCUCCAUUGCCACACCACACCUGAGGACGACUCUCCAUCCGGCGCCGAUCAAAAUCUUCUCGCCCUUGCCCCGCACCUCUCCACGGAUGCUCAGGUCCCCGGCCAAGAAGAAGGCCCAUGGCAGUUCACAGCUACGAGCUGGACACUCCCUGAAGCAGCCAGCCAGCGUCUCGACCAGCUUACCGCAACCCAAGGCCGCCAAUUUCGAUUGGAGCCCACCAAGCCUUCCAGCCAAGCCCAAGAAUAUCUGCCGUGCACUAGCACUGACCAUCUAUCUGCCAGCGCCUGGAGCAGUAGUACAAGCACAGAUCUUUUGA
Monosiga brevicollis MX1 is the source of this 942-nucleotide messenger RNA. RefSeq lists its product as uncharacterized. The record is from RefSeq and is a predicted model, not a curated record. The transcript has 2 exons. Gene Ontology annotation, molecular function: protein dimerization activity. Bases 1 to 942 code for a protein of 313 amino acids. Lineage: Eukaryota; Choanoflagellata; Craspedida; Salpingoecidae.